Messenger RNA from Microtus oregoni (creeping vole), 2092 nucleotides. It is a transcript of the gene Tp53, whose product is annotated as tumor protein p53. Gene Ontology annotation, cellular component: nucleus. Gene Ontology annotation, molecular function: protein binding; RNA polymerase II cis-regulatory region sequence-specific DNA binding; DNA-binding transcription factor activity, RNA polymerase II-specific. The transcript is spliced from 11 exons. The coding region runs from base 174 to 1391 and encodes 405 amino acids. Lineage: Eukaryota; Metazoa; Chordata; Mammalia; Rodentia; Cricetidae. Gene Ontology annotation, biological process: protein tetramerization; apoptotic process; regulation of transcription by RNA polymerase II. The record is from RefSeq and is a predicted model, not a curated record.
CCUCCCAUGUGGCCGAACCAAAAAGUUUUGUGCUAGUCCACUGCCACAAUUCUGGCUGCAGGUAGCUUUUGGGACCAGGGGGCACCUAGCAUCCGAAUCCUGAAUCUACUUUCCAGCAGGGUGACACGCUUCCCUGAAGACCCGAAGCCUGACUUGACUUCUUGGGUGCUUCAAUGGAGGAGCCACAGUCAGACCUCAGCAUCGAGCCCCCUCUGAGUCAGGAGACAUUUUCAGACUUGUGGAACCUACUUCCUCCAAACAAUGUUCUGUCCACAUCGCUGUCAGUUGAUGCCAUGGAAGAUCUGUUCCUGUCCCAGGAUGUUGCAAACUGGUUAGAAGAGCCAAAUGAAGGCCCCCAAAUGUCAGCAGCAGCUUCUACAGCAGAGGACCCUGUCACUGAGGCCCCUGCACCGGUGACCCCUGCACCAGUCACUUCCUGGCCCCUCUCAUCUUCUGUCCCGUCCCAAAAAACCUACCAGGGCGAAUAUGGUUUUCGCCUGGGCUUCCUGCACUCAGGGACGGCCAAAUCUGUCACCUGCACGUACUCCCCUUCCCUCAAUAAGCUAUUCUGCCAGCUGGCAAAAACAUGUCCUGUGCAGUUGUGGGUCAGCUCCACACCUCCUCCUGGCACCCGUGUCCGUGCCAUGGCCAUCUACAAGAAGUCACAGCACAUGACAGAAGUCGUUAGGCGCUGCCCCCACCAUGAGCGCUGCUCCGAUGGUGAUGGUUUGGCUCCCCCUCAGCAUCUCAUCCGAGUGGAAGGAAACUUGCGAGCCGAGUAUCUGGAUGACAGGCAGACUUUCCGGCACAGUGUGGUGGUGCCAUAUGAGCCACCGGAGGUCGGCUCUGACUGUACCACCAUCCACUACAACUAUAUGUGUAAUAGCUCCUGCAUGGGGGGCAUGAACCGCCGGCCCAUCCUCACCAUUAUCACACUGGAAGACCCCAGUGGGAACCUGCUGGGACGGAACAGCUUUGAGGUUCGUGUUUGUGCCUGUCCUGGGAGAGACCGUCGUACAGAGGAAGAAAAUUUCCGGAAAAAGGGAGAGCCUCGUCCAGAACUGCCACUGGGAAGUUCUAAGAGAGUGCUGCCCACCAACAUAAGCUCCUCUCCCCAGCCAAAGAAGAAACCACUUGAUGGAGAAUAUUUCACCCUUAAGAUCCGUGGUCGUGAACGCUUCAAGAUGUUCUCAGAGCUGAAUGAGGCCUUAGAAUUAAAGGAUGCUCAGGAUGCAAAUGGGUCAGGAGACAGCAGGGCUCACUCCAGCCUCCAGCCUUGCCCAAGGAGAAAAGCCCAGGCUGCUGCCUCCUGUCACACUGGCUCCCUCCUCCCCUCUGUCUUCCUACAGCUACCUGAAGUCCAAGAAGGGCCAGUCAACCUCCCGUCAUAAAAAACUAAUGAUCAAGAGAGAGGGGCCUGACUCAGACUGACAUCCUCCGCCUCCUGUCCCCGUCAGCAACCUCUCAUCCCCUUCCUCCUUUCCUGCCAUUUUGUAACUUGGGUGCUUGGGUUAAUCCGGUCAUCACCGGUAUCUGGGGAGGGUAGUGGGAAUACCAGCUCAGCUUUUAGGAUUCUGACCAUGAGAGUCUUGAAGAGAGGAAGAAAACUCUUGGUGGGGUUGGAGCUUGCAGUUGGCCAUGUGCUUGGCUGUGUACAGUGGUGAGGCCCCGCCCAGUUCUGAGUUUACUUUCUCCCAACUUGAACAACUGCAUCUAUAAAAUGCAGAUCAGCCUGUCUGCUCCUCAGGGUUUGUUGUGAUACUUGUCCCUUCCAGACCUUUUUAUUACCUUGUGGCUGGGACACCUGUUGGGGGAUGGGUUGGUAGUUGCCAGGUCUCUGCUGGCCCAGCGAAAUCCUAUCCAGCCACUUGUUGGACCCUGGCACCUAAAAUGAAAUCUCACCCCACCCUCCACCCUGUAAGAUUCUAUCUUGGGCUCUCAUAGGGUCUGUAUCCACCAAGACCCGUGUUCUUUCCACCCUUGGUUCAGGAUCAGUUUCUCUGAACUCUGCCUGGCCUUUGUGCAUUUACCACCACCCCCUUUCCCUUUUUAUACCCCCUUUUAUAUAUCGAUCUCUUAUUUUACAAUAAAU